Molecule: messenger RNA, 921 nt
Organism: Aspergillus clavatus NRRL 1
Lineage: Eukaryota; Fungi; Ascomycota; Eurotiomycetes; Eurotiales; Aspergillaceae
Gene: mrsA
Product: putative mitochondrial carrier protein
Exons: 8
Coding region: 1-921 (306 amino acids)
Biological process (GO): iron import into the mitochondrion
Cellular component (GO): mitochondrial membrane
Molecular function (GO): ferrous iron transmembrane transporter activity
Source: RefSeq, a predicted model, not a curated record
AUGGCGGGUCCUGAUGAGAUUCCUGAGGAGGAGUUUGACUAUGAAUCCCUUCCCUCAAACUAUGGCCUUGGUCGGAACAUGUUGGCCGGUGCAUUCGCGGGCAUAAUGGAACAUGCUGUCAUGUACCCAGUUGAUCUACUCAAGACGCGCAUGCAAGUCUUACAUCCUACAACCGGAGGUCUUUACACCGGCUUGACCAAUGCGGUCUCCACGAUCUAUCGGGUUGAGGGCUGGCGGACAUUAUGGAAGGGUGUCUCGAGUGUGGUUGUCGGCGCUGGCCCCGCACAUGCCGUGUACUUUGGUACUUAUGAGGUGGUCAAGGAAAUGGCUGGUGGAAACGUCGAUGAUGGCCACCACCCUCUGGCUGCUGCUGCCAGUGGAGCGGCAGCUACCAUUGCUAGUGAUGCCUUGAUGAACCCGUUCGAUGUCAUCAAGCAACGCAUGCAAGUCCAUGGCUCCGUACAUAAGACUCUCCUCCAAUGCGCCAGUUCCGUUUAUCGUGCCGAGGGUCUGCAGGCAUUCUAUGUGUCGUACCCAACUACCCUCUGUAUGACGGUUCCUUUUACCGCUACCCAGUUUGUCGCAUACGAGUCGAUUUCCAAGGUCAUGAAUCCUUCCCAGGAGUAUGAUCCCUUCACCCACUGUAUCGCUGGAGGUCUUGCUGGUGCUUUCGCUGCCGGUAUCACCACGCCUUUGGACGUCGUCAAGACGCUCCUUCAAACACGAGGCUUGGCGCAGAAUGAGGAAAUCCGAUCCGCCAAGGGACUUUUCAACGCUGCGGCUAUCAUCAAGCGCCAGUUCGGUUGGAAGGGUUUCCUGAGGGGUGCUCGUCCCCGCAUCAUCUCUACGAUGCCCAGUACCGCAAUUUGCUGGACAUCCUAUGAGAUGGCCAAGGCGUACUUCAAGGGCCAGGCCGACUGA